GGUACCGGAGCUGGGAAUGGGAUGUGUUUGUUUUGGAAGGAAAUGGGCUGAACCACUGUAAGCCCAGAUGGUCUUUUUGGGCAGCCCCAGGUACAGCUGUGUUUUGAGAUGAGCGGUGGUUCGGAGGCAAAACCAGAGUUGUGUCCUCAAAAUGACAAAAACUAUCAUCUGAAUUCCAUAUGUGAGACCUCUCCUUGAAUGAUAUUACUUCAUAAACAGAACUCAUAAUCUCACAACACUGAUUUUGGAGUUCCGGAACCAAAAUAAGAAAUGAGAAGAGCUCCUUGGCUUCCGGAAUGCUUUUUCUGAGACAGUGACCUUUAAUGAUGUAGCUGUGAAGUUCACCCCAGAGGAGUGGGAUUUACUGACUCCAUUCCAGAAGAAGCUCUACAGAGGUGUGAUGUGGGAAACAUACAUGAAUAUUACUGUGACACGAAGAAUAUGGCACAACCUGCAAAUUAAAGAAGAGGACAAAAAUUGUUCAAGAAAUCUAAGAUAUGAUGAACACAAUUAUUUGAGAAUUGAAGAGCAGCAAUAUAAAUGUAAUGAAGAUGUAGAGACCUACAGUGAUUUCCAGUCCGUUCAGAAGCAAUGUGGGAAAGCAUUCAGUAUACUCAGUAGCUGUCAAAGACAUAAAAACAUUCACACUGGGGAGAAGCCCUGUGUAUGCAACAAAUGUGGGAAAGUAUUCACCACAGCCAAAUGUAAAGCACAUGAUAGAACUCACACUGGGGAGAAACACUUUAGAUGUAGGCAGUGUGGGAAAUCUUUCAGUCGAAAGGAUAACCUUAUUAAUCAUGAAAGAGUUCACACAGGUGAGAAACCCUUUAUAUGCAACAAAUGUGGGAAAGCAUUUAGUACAGUCUCUGGCUGUAAAGCACAUGAAAGAAUUCACAGUGGGGAGAAACCCUUUGUAUGUAAGCAUUGUGGGAAAUCUUUCAAUCGAAAGGAUAACCUUAGUAAUCAUGAAAGAGUUCACACAGGGGAGAAACCCUAUGUAUGCAACAGAUGCGGGAAAGCAUUCAGGAGUGCAUCACAAUGUAAAAUACAUGAUAGAAUUCACACUGGGCAGGAAUUCUACAUAUGCAACAAAUGUGGGAAAGCAUUCAUCAGUGCUUCACAAUGUCAAAAACAUGACAGAGUUCACACUGGGGAGAAACCAUUUGUAUGUAGGCAGUGUGGGAAAUCUUUCAACCGAAAGGAUAACCUUAUAAACCAUGAAAGAAUUCACACUGGGGAGAAACCCUAUGUAUGCAACAAAUGUGGGAAAGCAUUCAUCAGUGCGUCACAAUGUCAAAAACAUGAUAGAAUUCACACUGGGGAGAAACCAUUUAUAUGUAAUCAGUGUGGAAAAUCUUUCAAGCAAAAGCGUUAUCUUAUUACACAUGAAAGACUUCAUACUGCAGAGAAACCUUAUGUGUGCAACAAAUGUGGGAAAGCAUUCAUCAGUGCAUCACAAUGUCAAAUACAUGAUAGAAUUCAUACUGGGGAGAAACCAUUUUUAUGUAAACAAUGUGGAAAAUCUUUCAAGCAAAAGCGUUACCUUAUUAUACAUGAGAGACUUCAUACUGGGGAGAAACCCUAUGUAUGCAACAGAUGUGGGAAAGCAUUCAGUUCAGCCUCUAGCCUUAAAGCACAUGAUAGAAUUCACACUGGGGAGAAACCAUAUGUAUGUAAACAAUGUGGGAAAUCUUUCAGUCAUAAUUGUACCCUUAUUCUACAUGAAAGAAUUCACUCUGGGGAGAAACCCUUUGUAUGUAAGCAAUGUGGGAAAUCUUUCAACCAAAAGGAUAACCUUAUUAAACAUGAAAGAAUUCAUACAGGAGAGAAACCCUAUGUAUGCAACACAUGUGGGAAAGCAUUCGUCAGUGCAAAACGAUGUAAAGUACAUGAUAGAAUUCACACUGGGGAGAAACCCUUUGUAUGUAAUCAAUGUGGGAAGUCUUUCAAGCAAAAGCGUUCUCUUAUUAUGCAUGAAAGCCUUCAUACUGGGGAGAAACCCUAUGUGUGUAACAUGUGGGAAAGCAUUCAGGACAGAGUCUAGCUAUAAGCUACAUGAUAGAAUUUACUCUGGAGAGAAACCAUAUGUAUGUAAACAAUGUGGGAAAUCUUUCAGUCAAAAAGGUAAGUUUAUUAUACAUGAAAGAAUUCAUACUAGGGAGAAAACCUUUGUAAACAAUAUUUAAAAAGCUUCAGUCAAAAUGCUAUCCUUAAUGAAUUUUUUUUUGUCUUUUUCCUUUUUAUCGGUAUCCUUAUUGAUGAAAGAACUCAUACUGGGUAGGAACCUCUGUGGACAUAACCAAAUUGGCAAAGCAUUCAGUAUGCAGAGGUGCUAAAAUAAACCCUAUUUGUGUAUGCAA
Messenger RNA from Cavia porcellus (domestic guinea pig), 2360 nucleotides. RefSeq names its product gastrula zinc finger protein XlCGF26.1-like. The record is from RefSeq and is a predicted model, not a curated record. Bases 401 to 2044 code for a protein of 547 amino acids. Gene Ontology annotation, molecular function: DNA-binding transcription repressor activity, RNA polymerase II-specific; RNA polymerase II cis-regulatory region sequence-specific DNA binding. Gene Ontology annotation, biological process: negative regulation of transcription by RNA polymerase II. The transcript is spliced from 4 exons. Lineage: Eukaryota; Metazoa; Chordata; Mammalia; Rodentia; Caviidae.